CGCCCGAAAUUUCCAGACUCAACAAACGCGGAAGCCAUCGUUCCCCAAUUUUAAGAGCCAUCCAACCAUAUUCCUGUAUUUUCUCAUAUCAAUCCUCUCUUCCUUUUGCGAAUCUAAUAAUCCCCCGAUCCAGAGGAGCACCUUCUUCGAUUUCCUAUCCUCCCUAACUGCCUCACGUUCCAUACCCCACCACCCUUCCAUCGAACUGUUAACCCUAAGAAUCCGCAAUUCCCAUUCCUAAAGAAAAACAAAAGGAAAAGGAGAUUUUUUAAUUGUAAUUUGAUUCUGGGUUUUCGAUUUGGAGCAGAGGCGAAACCCGACGGCGGUCGACGAGAUGUCCUCCGCGCUCGCUUUCCUCUCCCUUCAGCGGAGGAGAUUGCCGCUGGCGGGGGCGUUCUUCGCGCCGGCGGACUUCUCCGACCUCGCCCUCAUCCACACCCUCGCCAGCCUCACCGGCGAACUUAUCACCUCCCACAACAAUCCCCGGCCGUCCUCCCACGCCCAGUUCCAGCGACGGAACUCCGGAUCCCUCGUCCGGAAGGUCAAGAUCCUCCUUUGCCUCUUCGAAUUCCUUAAAGAUUCCUUAUCCUCUUCUUCCUCCCCUCCUCCUCCUUUCCCUCGCUCCGCUAUCCUUUGCUUUAGAGAGCUCUACAUCCUGGUCUAUCGGGCCAAGCUCCUUCUCGAUUAUUGCUCGCAGUCCAGCCGGCUUUGGCUCCUUCUCAGGAACCCCCAGAUCGCCGGCAAUUUUCAUGACCUCAACCAAGAAAUAGCCACGCUGCUCGACAUCCUCCCCCUCGAUGAUCUCCAUCUCUCCGCCGACGUCCAGGAGCAGAUCGAGCUCCUCCAUAGGCAGACCAGGAGGUCCAAGCUCUAUAUCCAUCCGCAGGACGAGGAGCUCCGCCGCAAGCUCUUCUCUUUCCUCAAUGAAUUCGAGCGGGGCGGGGUGCCGGACCCGGAGGAGCUGCGGGCGGCUUUUAUCGACCAGUUGGGAAUUCGAGAUGCCAAGGCUUGCCGUACCGAGAUUGAAUUCUUGGAAGAGCAGAUUUAUAACCAGGAAGAAGAUGCCGAUCUCUCCCUUCUCGGCGGGGUCGUGGCCCUCACUAGGUAUUGCAGGUUCCUGCUCUUUGGAUUUCAAGAGAUCGACGUCGAGAGAUGCAGCAAUCAAGCAAACAAAUUGAGAAACGGAUUGGCCAGCCAGGGGAGUUUGGAUUCCUCUUUCACCAUUCCCAAGGACUUCUGCUGCCCGAUUUCACUUGAUUUGAUGACAGACCCGGUGAUCACCUCCACCGGUCAGACGUAUGACCGUGCCUCGAUCACCCAAUGGAUGGGUGAAGGCCACUGCACCUGCCCUAAUUCUGGCCAGAUGCUCACCCACAACCGCCUCGUGCCCAAUCGCGCCCUUCGAAACCUAAUUUCUCAGUGGUGUACUGCUCAUGGAAUACCUUGUGACACCCCUGAGAGCGCUGAAGCUUCUGCCGAGAGCAUUGCCACCGCGUGCGCCAGCAAGGCCGCGGUAAAAGCCAACCAGGCGACGGCUAAAAUUUUGGUUCGGCAGCUUUCGACUGGGUCGGAGGAUGAGAUGACCGUCUCCGUCCGCGAGCUUCGGUUGCUGGCGAAGACUGCUAGGGAGAACCGGGCUUUCAUCGCGGAGAGCGGGGCGAUCCCGCUCCUCUCCCCGCUCCUCUAUUCGUGCAAUCCAGUUGCUCAAGAGAAUGCGGUGACUGCCAUAUUGAACUUAUCGAUUCACGAUGGCAACAAGAGCCGAAUUAUGGACGAAGAAGGGUGUUUGAGAUUGAUUGUUUGUGUUUUGAGACAAGGGUGGACGACGGAGGCGAGGGAGAAUGCAGCAGCCACGUUGUUCAGCCUGUCGGCAGUGCAUGAAUACAAGAAAAGGAUCAUCGAUGAGCCGGGUGCGGUGGAGGCAUUGGCGAACAUGUUGACCGAUGGGAGCCCGAGAGGGAGGAAGGAUGCUGUGAUGGCGUUGUUCAAUCUCUCGACUCACCCGGAAAGCUGGGUCCGGAUGAUGGACGUGGGGGCACUCUCUGCAUUGGUUGGAGCAGUGGAAGAUGAAGAGGUGGCCGAGGAGGCAGCGGGUGCACUGGCUUUGCUCAUGAAGGAGCCAAUUGUAGCAGAGGCGGUCGGGAGCGAAGAGGCUGCGAUCCAUAGUCUAAUGGGGCUGAUGAGGAGUGGAACUGCAAAGGGGAAGGAGAAUGCGGUCGCGGCGCUGCAGGAGCUGUGCCAGCGUGGUGGCUUCGCCUUGACCCAGAGGGUGGCGAGGAUGCCAUCCUUGGGUGUUUUGCUUCAGACUAUCUUGUUCACGGGGACGAAGAGGGCGAGAAGAAAAGCAGCCUUGCUCGCAAAGAUGUGCCAGAGGUGCGAGUCUCCAGCAAUGAUGGCACUAGGAAGUGGAUGGGCUUUUGAUCACGCAUCUGCGAGGGCCAACCCGUUGAGGCGGAGUUCGAGUUUUGGUAGCGGAGAUGUUUCAGUCUCAGUGCCAAUGGCCAUUUCGGUACCUGUGCUAUAGCCUGUAAGUUUUAGUUUUCUUUGUUACAUGACUGUCACUGUUGGUUAAGUUCAUUCAAAAAAAAAAAAAGAAAGAAAUUCUUUCAUUCAACCUUUGGGUGAGGGUAAGUAGCAGGAAAAAGAUGGACGAAUACUGUGAUAUUAUACAUGUUCUGUAAAUAAUCAGGCAUUUAAUUGUAGUUUCCUUCAGUUACUGUAUAUUGGUAUGGAAAAUCUUGUUUCGGCGAGCA
Molecule: messenger RNA, 2753 nt
Organism: Elaeis guineensis (African oil palm)
Lineage: Eukaryota; Viridiplantae; Streptophyta; Magnoliopsida; Arecales; Arecaceae
Product: U-box domain-containing protein 17-like
Biological process (GO): protein ubiquitination
Molecular function (GO): protein binding; ubiquitin-protein transferase activity
Source: RefSeq, a predicted model, not a curated record